Molecule: messenger RNA, 3429 nt
Organism: Numida meleagris (helmeted guineafowl)
Lineage: Eukaryota; Metazoa; Chordata; Aves; Galliformes; Numididae
Gene: CAMLG
Product: calcium modulating ligand
Exons: 4
Coding region: 198-1070 (290 amino acids)
Biological process (GO): tail-anchored membrane protein insertion into ER membrane
Cellular component (GO): GET complex
Source: RefSeq, a predicted model, not a curated record
UUGGGGGCACGGCGCUUAGCCUGGCACCGUCAGAGCCGGGCGAGCUGUGAGCUUGUCUCCGUUCUCUUUGCCCUUACGUAAGGUGGCGGCGCGGCCUUCCGCCCCUGGGGGCGGGCGGCGAUGGCGCCUGCGCGUUGAGGCGGCGCAGCCCCUUUUUGUGCGGCGCUGAGGCGGCGCCGCGGCCUCUCCUGCCGGGGAUGGAGGACGGCGGCGGGGCGGGAGCGGCGCCCCCGGGGCCCCCCGCGGGGCUCUCGGCCUCCCAGCGGCGGGCGGAGCUGCGGCGGAGGAAGCUGCUGAUGAACUCGGAGGAGCGGAUCAACCGCAUCAUGGGCUUCCACCGGCCCGCGGCGGGCAAGGAUGAUGAAAGUCACGUAGAAUCAAAACUUCAACAUGAGCAAGAUAAAUCAAAUUCCCUUCCUCUUCCUUCUGUUUCGAAGCGAAUCGUGCUUGGCGAUUCUGUCUCUAAUGUGUCUGGAACAGCUGACCACGCAGGCAGCGUGGGAGACCUCAAAGGGGAUAAGGACUUGUUCAGUCAAACUCCGCAGCUUGUCAGUGAGGGUACAGGCGAGCUCCGUCACCGUAACAGAGGGGAACUGCCAUCCGAAGCCGCACCACGGCCACCUAGACAUGGAUUAGAACAGUACUUAUCCAGAUUUGAUGAAGCUCUGAAGCUGAGGAACCAGCUGAUGCAUGAGAAGCCAAGCCAAGAGAAUGGGAACGCAGUGGAGGAGUUUGAUUCCUUCCGCAUUUUUAGAUUAGUGGGAUGUGCUCUGCUUGCCGUUGCAGUAAGGGCUUUUGUGUGCAAGUACUUGUCAAUAUUUGCACCAUUUCUUACUCUACAACUCGCUUACAUGGGACUAUCCAAGUACUUUCCAAAGUGUGAGAAGAAGGUGAAGACAACAGUGCUAACUGCUGCUCUUCUACUGUCUGGAAUCCCCGCAGAAGUGAUCAGCCGCUCUAUGGACACCUACAGCAAAAUGGGAGACGUUUUCACAGACCUCUGUGUCUAUUUCUUUACUUUUAUCUUUUGCCACGAACUUACUCUGUUCUUCGGCUCUGAAGUACCAUGAUGGCUGUAGAGUUCGAUGCAGUACCUACACUAAAGCUUUCUGGUCUGUAUGCCUUUAACAUCUGGCAGGUUUAAACCUUAGUUAAAAUUCUUUCCUGUUUUUGAAUGCUUGAAAGGAGCCUUAAAUCCAGUCAUUUGGGAGAUGGAACAGCAAGGUCCCAGGCUGCCAGUUGUAUUAGUUUGGUUUAUUUAAAUACUGUAUCCGCCCACUAAAAAUGUGAAGAAUAGAAUGCAAGUGUCACUGGAUGAUUUGUUCAGUAAGAUGAUGCCCUUCUCACCUCCUUCAUAACAAUUUACAAAGCUGCCUUUGUUCCUUGUGGUGAGAGCAAAGAUAAUUCCUUUCAGCAGAACCACACACAGACAUUAUAUAUAUAUAUAUAUCUAGUACUAUUACAGCUAACAAGAACUGUUCAUUUUGUGUUGCUCCUGUUUUUAAAGAAAGCUCUAAAUGAAAGAAAUCCCUGCAUUUUGUUGUUCUAAUUCAGACUGUCAAACUAAGUAGCUGCUUCUGGAGAAUGUUGGCAAAACACGCCACUGUUGUCCUAAACCUUGCCUUACAUACAUUGUUGUGAUUGUGGUUAAUUUCAUUUGAUGAUUAUAGGCCAAAACAGCUAAGCAAAAAAAAAAAAAAGAAAAAAAAAUCACCCACCCUCCUGUUGUUGUUUACAAGUGUCAUUAAGCAAAAAGUAGGAAGAAACAGAAUUGUUGGAAUCGUUCAUCUCAUCUGUUUGUGAGUUCCCAGCAGCCUAACGCUUGCGUAGCUCACUUGUGUGUGUGCUUUUUUCUAAACAAAUGAACAAACCAACUCACCUCGGGAGGGGGAAGUUGCAUAGACUGGCCACCAAGCUGCAAUAUCAAACAUUUGUCUGUUACACAUAAAAAUAGCUUUUUGUGGGACUGCGACGGCGUAAGGCAGUUUUUUUCCUUCAUUACCUUGAUACCUUCAUUAUCAACCAGUUGCAUGUAAACAGAAUUAUAAUUGCCUAGAGCUGUGCUACUGCUGUACAACAGUACUACAACCCAGUUGUGUAAGUAGGGUCUUUGAAUCAGCAGACCUGUGGAUGUUCACUGAGUUGCUCACUGUUCCCUUAAGUGUUUUUGAAAUUGCCCCAGUGAAAUCAUCUGAGCUAUUCCUCUUUUAAAUCCUAUGCACUGCACGUGACAAUGAAAUAUAAACUGCUGUUUUUUAAUUGACUCCCACGUAAAGAUCUAUGUAUAAAGAGGGAAAGCAUAUUUUUUUCUGUGGAUGUCAGCCAUGUGGCUGAAAAGAAGACAAACACAAGUGAAUCCUGGCUGAAGUAGCAGGCUAGUGAAUGUUCUUGUUUGCCAUUAUAAGAAUUUUGGUGAGGGGGGAAGUGUCAUUCCAAAUAGCCAGCCUUAAACACUGCUGAUCUGUGAAAAGCUGAAGGUAAACUUGGCAUUAUUUUGCUUUGUAGUUUACUGGUUAGAAUCGAGACACUGAGAUAACAUGAGCUAAUGCCCUUGUUUUAGUUUAGAGAAACAUCUAGCUACCUUGUUGUUUGCAGAGCUUUUUUAGGGAGCAAAAGCGCUUGAUUAUCUUUAUUUAACACACGUGGCCCUGCUUUCUGUGUAGUCUUUCCUGUUAAAGAUUCCUGCUACGAUUUCAGCUCUGAAUUUCAGGCUCUUGAAUUCGAUGUGUUUGUGGCAUGGCAGCUUCUGUAUUGUUUUGACCGUUUUGUUGGGUUUUUUUACUGAUUAUUUUACAGUGAAUGUUGUAUGGUGUCCAGGGCUGGGCUGUAGAAGCUUCUGACUUAGACCUGCUAGCACAAAUAUAAAUAAAGCUUCUGAAGUGGGCAGGAAAUUCACCAAAUUGAAAUAGCUGACCUGAAAAAUAUAAGAUGUUAUAGUGAGAUUGCCUAAAAGUCACCAUUGUUCUCGCCCUCUAUAUGCCCAAGUGUAAUACAUAUAAAUGGCAAAAAUACCAUCUGAACAAAGGCAGUGAACUUUUAAUCCUAAUCACCUAGAUAAUCACAAAAAAGGUGACCAUGCCUUGUAGGUUCAGUCAACCUCUUAUGCAGUCCUGCUGUACAAAGAAAGAUUACCCAGGUUAUUUAGCCAAAUGCUGAAAGGAAACGUGGCAGGAGAGCAGAAAUGGAGCUCUGCAGUCUGCAAGUGCACGUUGUUGCCUGGUGGGCUCCCAGGUGGGACCGGAACGUGGACUUCGUUGUGUGUAGGGAUGGGAAGGAGCUCGUUGGGGCUUCCCGUGAGCGACUCCUCAUCUUAGGCCAAGAAAUGAAUCUCCUUCAUUCCGUUUUAACUUCUCUUUGUUUAUGUACGUUGUUUCAUGUAUAUUGCUGAACCGAUUGUUUUCUAUUAAAAGUAAAUUUGUUACCCCCUUC